Messenger RNA from Amyelois transitella, 1854 nucleotides. It is a transcript of the gene NGR-A21, whose product is annotated as gonadotropin-releasing hormone receptor. Gene Ontology annotation, cellular component: membrane. Lineage: Eukaryota; Metazoa; Arthropoda; Insecta; Lepidoptera; Pyralidae. The record is from RefSeq and is a predicted model, not a curated record. Gene Ontology annotation, biological process: neuropeptide signaling pathway. Gene Ontology annotation, molecular function: corazonin receptor activity. The transcript is spliced from 6 exons. Bases 253 to 1362 code for a protein of 369 amino acids.
ACUCGCGGAGGACUGUCGCGUGUAACGGAUCGCGCAAUACAUCGAUACGCGGGUGAAAAGUUUCCGAAGUUAUGAUCAGUGUAAACAAUAUGUGUGGUUACAUUAUAUAAAUAAUAGUAACGAGUACCUAAUAGAAUUUUGUCUAAUCAGUUUAUGCGGAGUUUGGAGCAGUAAAGACUCAGGCUGGUGAGGCGUUUGAGACACAAAGUUGAUAUUGGCGACAUCUUUGCACAUUGCAACGCAUGACGAAACAUGGACAGCGCAGGCAACAAUACCACAUUAUAUGAUGAAUACCUCAACCCUAGUGAACUGACUUUCCAAAGAGAGUUCAUCGCCAAAGAUACAGCAAGCAACAUCACGUGGCCCAUUGAAAAAUGCAUACAAAAUCUCCUUAUCGACGAAAAGACUGAUGAUAUAAUUAACCGCACAUUUAUGAUUAACGGAACGUUAUUAAGAUGUUUAGACCACGCACCUAUUAUGACCAAAAGUACUGUUGUCAGAGCCAGCGUGCUCUCAGCUAUGGCUAUAUUAUCGUUGUUCGGUAAUAUAGCUACUAUUGUAAGCUUAAAAAGAGGAAAGCGAAGUAGAGGGCGGGCAAGGCCUUCGUGGACUGCUAUAUACAGUUUGAUAUUUCAGUUGAGCAUAGCGGAUUUAUUAGUGACAGUGUUUUGUAUAGCAGGAGAAGCAGCGUGGUCUUUUACUGUUCAAUGGUAUGCUGGCAACAUUGCUUGCAAGUUGUUCAAGUUUCUGCAAAUGUUUGCUUUAUAUUUGAGUACGUUUAUACUGGUUCUUAUCGGAGUGGAUAGGUGGCUUGCGGUGAAGUAUCCAAUGAAGAGUAUGGCCACGGCGACGAGGAGUGGAAGACUAGUCAUUAUUGCCUGGGUGCUCAGUUUCUUAUUAAGUAUACCACAGAUCGUAGUAUUCCGAGUGGUAAAAGGCCCAUUUAUCGAGGAUUUCUACCAGUGUGUUACAUAUGGCUUUUAUACCGAGAGGUGGCAGGAGCAAGCGUAUACGACGCUAUCACUUAUAUUCAUGUUUAUACUGCCUCUAGUGAUACUGGUCUCGACGUAUGUUUCUACUGUUCGGACUAUUGCAAAGAGCGAGAAAGUCUUUCAGCCAGAAGUUAUUCGCCAGGAGAAGUAUUUAACGCCAGACAUGAACAGGCGCAGGCUGAUCGACCGAGCCAAAAUGAAGUCUUUGAGAAUGUCCGUCGUUAUAGUCGCCGCGUUCAUAGUUUGGUGGACGCCGUAUUAUAUUAUGAUGAUAAUAUUUAACUUUCUGGAUCCAGAUAAAGACACGUGCGGGGAACGACUGACGAACGACGACUCUACUGCCCACACUUCAAAUGUACCGAACAUUUGAAGCGUCAGCUUAAAGUCCCUACAGUGGAAAUGGAUGGAAGGAGAAGAUGGAACGAUGGAAAGAGUUUCUGCAUAUGUCCGUUAGGAUAAUAUAUGAUGUAUAAUGAUUUUUGACUCGUGGUGGGUUUUGGAAAUGGGUGGACCAUUUUGUACCUUCUUCAAUGUUGGAUUAGCAGCAAAGAAAACCAGAGUACACACAUAGCUAGCACACGCUUAUUACUUCUCCGAAGUCGCGGGCAUAACUAGCAUAUUACUUAAAAAUUGGGUAUUUUAAAACAUAGACUUGCCAUAAUCGAGAUUCUAAAAAGCAAAUUUAUGUUAUGCUUAAUUUUUAUUUCGUGUUCUCGAAAUAAUCGUCUCGAGCUUUCUCGUCACGUAAACCUUGAUCCAUUUUGGAUCACUGAGCUAGGCAAUAAGUAAGUUAGUCAUGCCUUGCUUCCCAAAAAGCAAUCCCCAAUAUCGGCCUAAAGUAUGACGUGUCAAAUUUUGAUCA